This is a messenger RNA of Verticillium nonalfalfae, 486 nucleotides long. It is a transcript of the gene TIF51, whose product is annotated as Eukaryotic translation initiation factor 5A. The record is from RefSeq and is a predicted model, not a curated record. NCBI's taxonomy places the organism in Eukaryota, Fungi, Ascomycota, Sordariomycetes, Glomerellales, Plectosphaerellaceae. Gene Ontology annotation, molecular function: ribosome binding; RNA binding; translation elongation factor activity. Gene Ontology annotation, biological process: positive regulation of translational elongation; positive regulation of translational termination. The coding region runs from base 1 to 486 and encodes 161 amino acids. The transcript has 4 exons.
AUGGCCGACGACGCUGCUCACGAGCUCGAGUUCGACACCGUCGAUGCCGGUGCCUCGACCACCUACCCCAUGCAGUGCUCUGCUCUGCGCAAGAACGGUUUCGUCGUCAUCAAGGGCCGCCCUUGCAAGAUCAUCGACAUGUCGACCUCCAAGACCGGCAAGCACGGUCACGCCAAGGUCCACCUUGUCGCUACCGACAUCUUCACCGGCAAGAAGCUUGAGGAUCUCUCCCCCUCCACCCACAACAUGGACGUCCCCAACGUCACCCGUCGCGAGUACCAGCUUCUUGACAUCUCCGACGACGACUUCCUCUCCCUCAUGGCCGAUGAUGGCGACAUGAAGGACGAUGUCCGCAUGCCCGACGGCGAGAUUGGUGACAAGAUCAGGAAGCUCUUCCAGGAGGAGGAGAAGGACACCAACGUCAUUAUCCUCACUGCCAUGGGUGAGCAGUGCGCCAUCGAGGCCAAGGAGGCUCCCCGCCAGUAA